GCGAUAUUGAAGGUGAAUAGAUUAGUCACUACUGUCACUAGUAUCAGUUGUGAGCGGUGUCCUCGCAUUGCGUGACGUGUCCGCUAACAUACGAGAUAUCGUGACUGUUUUCAUAAAACUGCAUUUCUUUUCUCACUUUUGUUUCUGUGAUAUGGCGAAGGAUAAAAAAUGGCAGCUGUUACUGGAUAUAUUCGUGUUAGCGUGCGUGGGAGUCCCACUUCUAGCGUUGACGCAAUGGGCCUACCCGUUCGAGCGUGGUUUCUUCGUCCAUGAUGACUCCAUACGGCUGCCGUUUAUGCAGCAAACCGUGACAGAAGCAGCCCUAGGUCUCGUCGGGUUCGCACUGAAUAUAGCUACAGUAAGUAAUCACAUCCAGGGAAAAUCCAGGGAAAACGAAAAUGUGGAAGAAGACGUACCUCGUGGUUCAAAACCCUCAGAAGCCGCCCUAGGUCUCAUCGGUUUCGCACUGAAUAUAGCUAUAGUAAGUAAUCACAGCUGGUUCAUAUUUAUCCAUGAUGACUCCAUACGGCUGCCGUUUAUGCAGCAAAGCGUGACAGAAGCCGCCCUAGGUCUCGUCGGGUUCGCACUGAAUAUAGCUACAAUAUUGAUAAUCGAGUACCUACAAAACCGGAGGGAAAAGAACCCCAACCAGAAGUACCUCUUCGGUUUCACGGUACCAGCGUGGGUGUGGCAGAGUUACAGUACCAUAAGAACGUUCGCGUUUGGCGCCGUGUGCCAACAGCUGCUUUCCAAUCUGACGAAAUAUGUCGUCGGGAGGCUUAGGCCACAUUUCAUGGAUGUAUGCCGUCCCGAAUACAACGAGACGUUGCCGGCAAAUGCCUUGGGCUACAUCCAGGUCUACACUUGCGCCACCCGGACUGAUCCCGCCUACCAAUCUUACCUCAAAGACAUGCGGCUAUCCUUCUUCAGCGCUCACUCCAGCUUCGCUAUGUAUGCGGCGGUGUUUUUCAUUGUUUACAUUCAGUUUAAAGGCAGAUGGCGCGGCUCUAAGCUGCUUCGCCACGCUAUCCAAUUCUUCGCGUUGAUGGGAGCCUGGUACGUGGGGAUGACGCGUGUGGUAGAAAACUUCCACCACUGGAGCGACGUUGCUGUGGGCUUCAUUAAUGGCGCCAUCUUUGGAUUUUUGGUGGUAAUCUACAUCCUGAAGCCAACAAAACGCCUGCCCAUAACCUGGCAGGACGCGCCGGCGAGCACGCUCCCGGUCGCGCGGUGACGCCUGCGGCGCCAGCGGUUCAGACUUCUGGUCGUGCUGCAGUUCA
Messenger RNA from Cydia splendana, 1280 nucleotides. Its product is annotated as putative phosphatidate phosphatase. The coding region runs from base 152 to 1234 and encodes 360 amino acids. Lineage: Eukaryota; Metazoa; Arthropoda; Insecta; Lepidoptera; Tortricidae. Gene Ontology annotation, biological process: phospholipid dephosphorylation; phospholipid metabolic process; signal transduction. Gene Ontology annotation, molecular function: phosphatidate phosphatase activity. The record is from RefSeq and is a predicted model, not a curated record. The transcript has 7 exons. Gene Ontology annotation, cellular component: plasma membrane.